GAGCCAAUUGCCGCUCGGCGGAGUUGGCGAGUCUGAGGCCGCCCGGCUGGCCGUUCAAGAUGUCGGGGCUCCUCAGCGCCACCCUCAAGAUGCUCACCAGGGACUCCUACUGCGACUUGAGCGAAUACUUGGAGCAGUCCUACAAGGGGCGGAAGGAGCUGCAGGCGGAAGACCUGAAGAACUCCUCCACCCUCUACGUGGGCAACCUCUCCUUCUACACCACGGAGGAGCAGAUCCACGAGCUCUUCUCCAAGUGCGGAGACGUCAAGCGCAUCAUCAUGGGCCUGGACAAGAACAAGAAGACGCCCUGCGGGUUCUGCUUCGUGGAAUACUACACAAAAGCUGAAGCCGAGCACGCCAUGCGUUUCAUCAGCGGAACCCGGCUGGAUGACCGUGUUAUCCGGACAGACUGGGAUGUAGGAUUCAUAGAAGGGAGGCAGUAUGGCCGUGGCAGAUCAGGCGGGCAGGUAAGAGACGAGUACCGGAAGGAGUAUGAUGAAGGAAGAGGCGGCUUUGGCAAGUUUUUCCUGCAAGAGAUGCUGAAACAGUAGAGGGCAAUUUUAAUAAUUUGGAUGGAAGGCAGGGAGGAGAGCUAACAACAGCUCAUAUCUCCUUGGACAGCUGGAUAGAAGGGAGGGAGAAAGGGCUCUUUUUUUUGCAAGGUUAGUUCGAGACUCCUUUCUCUCCCCUGUCACUGUUUUUUAUGCUUAUCCUGGCCUGAGUUGGGAUAUGGUCCAAGUGGGGAAAAGGGUCCCUGCGGUGUGGAAGCCAUUUCUUGUUUGUUUUUCACUUUUUCUGUAUGCUGUCAUAGUGGUUGUAAUGUCCUGAGGUGUAUAAACUGUCCUUAAUGUUUAAGAGGAGGAAUAAGACUGCAAUAAAAAUGUAAUUGGUUUGAA
This is a messenger RNA of Pantherophis guttatus, 896 nucleotides long. RefSeq names its product nuclear cap binding protein subunit 2 (gene NCBP2). NCBI's taxonomy places the organism in Eukaryota, Metazoa, Chordata, Lepidosauria, Squamata, Colubridae. Gene Ontology annotation, molecular function: RNA cap binding. Gene Ontology annotation, cellular component: nuclear cap binding complex. The record is from RefSeq and is a predicted model, not a curated record. Gene Ontology annotation, biological process: mRNA cis splicing, via spliceosome.